Molecule: messenger RNA, 1636 nt
Organism: Colossoma macropomum (tambaqui)
Lineage: Eukaryota; Metazoa; Chordata; Actinopteri; Characiformes; Serrasalmidae
Gene: ak2
Product: adenylate kinase 2
Exons: 6
Coding region: 93-818 (241 amino acids)
Biological process (GO): ADP biosynthetic process
Cellular component (GO): mitochondrion; cytoplasm
Molecular function (GO): AMP kinase activity; ATP binding
Source: RefSeq, a predicted model, not a curated record
AGAGCUGUUCACGACCUCCUUUCUGGUUCAAGUUGGCAGAUAGAAAGUUGGCCGGAGGGUCGUUGCUCCACAGCACUGUGUCCUCACUGACCAUGGCACCCAGCACGCAAGCAGAUGAACUGGUCUCAGGCGUACGGAAAGGAAUCAGAGCCAUUCUUCUGGGGCCGCCCGGAGCUGGAAAGGGAACUCAGGCUCCCCGGCUGGCAGAGAAGUUCUGUGUGUGUCAUCUGGCCACUGGGGACAUGCUGAGAGCAAUGGUGGCCUCUGGCUCAGAACUUGGCCAGAGACUAAAACAGACCAUGGAUGCUGGCAAACUGGUGAGUGAUGAGAUGGUGGUUGAACUUAUAGAGAAGAACCUGGACACCUCUGCCUGUCAGAACGGAUUUCUGUUGGAUGGGUUUCCCCGCACAGUCAAACAAGCAGAAAUGUUGGAUGAUCUGCUUGAGAAACGUACAGAGAAGCUGGAUUCUGUUAUUGAGUUCUCUGUGGACGACUCUCUGUUGGUGCGCAGGAUCUGUGGAAGACUCAUUCAUCAGCCCAGCGGCCGUUCCUACCAUGAGGAGUUUAACCCACCCAAGGAACCUAUGAAAGAUGAUGUGACUGGUGAGCCUCUGUCCCGCCGUAGCGAUGACAAUGAGACCACCCUGCGCUCACGGCUGGAGGCUUAUCACAAACAGACAGCCCCCCUGGUGCAGUACUACAGCUCCCGCGGUUUGCAUCGUGCUAUUGACGCUUCUCAGUCACCGGAUCUCGUGUUUGCCUCCAUCCUUGCUGCCUUCUCGGCUGCCACCUGUAAAGACCUUGUGUUAUUCAUCUAAAUCCUUUCUCCAUCCCCCUGUCUCUCCUUUAUCCUUAGGGGUACAACUUAUUAUCCCAUGAUCUCUCCUCUGUUGCAAGUUUUGGUCUAUUGCUUUAAAGCAGGUGCUGUGUGGGUAUGUCUAUCAGCUUAGGGUUGUCUGGAACCGUGGUUUUUGAAUUCUCACAAGUGUGGUCCCUUGUGUUCUAGAUGAUUGGGUAUCUAAUGGUGGAGUGUAGUCAUACCCACUGUUAUGUAUGCUGUUAUGGAGCAGAAAAGAAGUAAGCUGCAGAAUCAAGGGCCCUCUACGUUGUAUGUGACCAGCUAAUUGGCAGUGGGUACAACCAGGUCCAGACAAGCCAGCCUGGAGAGGAAAACUAAAACUUGGUAGUCUUAUGCACUGAACCAAUUUAACCAACAGCAGUUUCUUUCAGUGUCAUUUUCACUCUUUCUGGCAGUCAUUUCCUUUUACUUCCUUUUGACUGACCCUUUGCCUUUAUCCUUCUGCAUGACAAAUAAUUACUGUGUCUAUGAUUUGAAAUUAAGCUAAUCUGUAAAGGCAGAAUUUUUCUUUUCACUUUUUCCUCUUAACCUGAUAACAUUUAACUGUCUUAUUUAAUUUAGCUUUCGACUGUUUAGCGAAGGUGAAUACGUUUAUGAUGUUUAAUUGCACUGUAUUCAGGUGAAAUGUAAACCUGAUAGCACUUUCAGCUGGACAGGCUGUUGUAGUUCAGCGUAUGUCCACCAGAGGUCGUGUGAUUUUUAGUUUUUGUGAUCACUGCCCUUACUGAGCCACCUGGGUGGAAAAAUUGAGGUUAUAAAUGCCUUAUUUUGUCUGAG